Malassezia pachydermatis is the source of this 2202-nucleotide messenger RNA. RefSeq lists its product as hypothetical. Lineage: Eukaryota; Fungi; Basidiomycota; Malasseziomycetes; Malasseziales; Malasseziaceae. The coding region runs from base 1 to 2202 and encodes 733 amino acids. The record is from RefSeq and is a predicted model, not a curated record. The transcript has a single exon. Gene Ontology annotation, molecular function: protein binding.
AUGGAGGCGUCUACGCCAUCAAAGGUGGCAGAGGCGACAACGUCACCGUCGUCUCUGUCCCCAUCCAAGACCCGCCAUCCGCCUACGCGGGGCAUCUUGCGUGCACCGCCGCCGCCCGGCAACGACACCCUGUGGAAAGGACGUGCAUGGUGGUACCAAGUCAACGCCCGCCUCGCACAGCAAAACAUCGACGUCAAAAUCCCAGCAGGCACCUCACACAUGCUAAGCGGCAUGAUGAAGCGAUGGAACGUCGCCAUGUCGAACGACGCGUGGGCCGCCGAAAUCGAUAUUCACACGGAACGACUUCGUCGCGUGCAUUUCCGCACCGAGGACCUGGCGCAUACAUACCCCAUCUCACGUACGGAAGCGCCGGAAUCAGAAGCAUCUACGCGCCAGCGUAUUGAAGACGAGGCACUUGCACGUGCCCACCGCCUUCGCGCGCGGCCUUGGACCGCUCGUGAGCUCCAAAGUCUCUACCGCGUAUGCUGUCGGGCGCGCGAAGACGUACCACACUAUGCAGUGCUCGAGGCCCUGCAGCAAGCGUCGUCCUGGCCCACCUCGCGUGCGCGCACGCUGGAUUUCUCCGACGCGGCGCUGGGCCCAGCGUGCAUUCCCCUCACGGAUAUGCUCACGGCCCCCACGGGCACACAAGUUCUUGUUCUAGCACACUGUGCUUUGGAUGAUACAUGUGUACGUGCCAUCGUACGUGCCCUCUUUGCGUCGCAGGCAGUUCACACGCUGAAUAUCGCAGCGAAUCCCGGCAUUCAGCUCGAAGGAUGGCGCGCUAUUAGCACACUACUCAGCCAUGCGCCCUGGCUACGUCACUUGGACGUCUCGGAGAAUACUAUGACCAAGGCAGCAGUGCGUGCACUGCUCGCCCCCCUCGCCUUGCAUCGCGCUACAUCGCUACAGACAUUGCGUAUGGAGUCAUGCCAACUUCGCGGCGCUGCGCUCGAUCUGUUUGUGCAGGCAGUGCGUGUGUCGACCCUUCGUCAUUUGUCGCUCCGACGCAAUCAACUUGGGCCGACGAGUGGCGAGGCUCUCUAUAUCUUGCUCUGCGAUAUGGACGAGCAGGGCAUCACUGCGAUUGAAGAAGUCGAGCCGCUGUGUGUCACCUCCGUACCCGCACAGGACGAUCCGUACGGGGACGAACACCGGAUGGAUGUGGUGCGCUCCCUCACGCGCGACAUUUCCUCGGAAGAGCGGCGCACCGCCGCGAACGAACGCGCGUCGCUACGUGACGUCCUCCUGGCCCGUACGCAGGCGUAUCAGCACGCUCUGCUGGACGUCACGCAUGUCGGCCAUCUAUGGACGCUCGACUUGAAAUCCAAUGCGCUGCAUGACGGGGUCAUGUGGCUUGCUACGGCAUUGCGACGCAACCGCACACUCCGUGUCCUGUCGUUAAGCCACAACGAACUCACACCGGCCGGUCUGGCGUGCUUGGCCGAUGCACUGCGCUUCAAUACGACACUGGAAACACUCGAUCUGAGCCACAAUCCAUGCUGCGGCCCUGAUCUGAGCGGCAUUGUGCGUCUUCGCCUGGCCCUCGCGAUUCACCCACGCCUUAAGCGACUCGUCUUGAGCGAUACGCAUCUCGCUGCGGAAGGCGCGUUGGCUCUGGCCGAGUGCCUGCCUGAUGCACAGCAUUUGGUGCACCUGGACGUAUCACAAAACUCGGUGGGCCUGGUCGGCCUCCUUGCCUUGUCGGCCGGCACAGCGCCAAAUACGUGCUUGCGGUGCGUAGACGUGACGCUGAGCGAAGACUUGUGGGAACGCGAAGAGUACGUACGUGCAGCGCGGGCUUUGUACGCCACGUGUGCCCAGAAUACCAAGGACGCAGAGCUUCGUGCUACGGAGAAGACACCCGUGCAGCGGCCCCUGGACAAGUCCGUCUUGGCCGCUACCUUGCAGCGAUGGGAAGGCCAAGCACGCCCGGCCACGGCUCACGACGACAGCUCCGCCGCGGCAGCCUCUCUCGCGUCUCCGCCCGAAGAAUGGGAUCACGACUGGGAUCCCCCCUCCACCGCUUCCGACACCACACACGAAGAUCUACCAACACAAAAGGCGCACUCCCUCACGACCGAAGAAGGCGUGGCCUUCCGUGUGGCCAAAGAGAAGGAGAACAAAACGCUUCCAGCCGAUGCCGACGACGACGCCUUGCAGAAAGAGCUCCAGGACGCUGUGAAUUCGGAGCUGGUAUAG